CCCCUUUAUGACUGCCCCAAUUGGAGUGGAGCUGUGAUGCUGUAGGAGAGAUUCCGAGUAGAGGAGGAAAGAAUAGCGGCGCACUAAGUGUGUAUUUCUUAUAGAAAAAUUGGGUGUUUGCAGAGUUGCAUGGUUAAGACGUUCUAACAAACUGCAGUGUACCGAGGCUGCCACUGUCCAUAAAGACAUGUCUGUGAAUUACUGAAGGUGCACGGCUUGUUACUGUGUGUCAUCGCUUUGUGUGGUGGAAGAUGCUGGGUCGCGGGCUUCAGUUGUGGAAUCCACCGGCGGGUGCAGUAGCUAACCGGAUGACGGACAAGUUGCUUAGUUUCACAAGCUCUAUGUGCAGCGGACGACAGCUGGCUUGUAGUUCGAGUUCCGCUCGGUCCAGGUCGACUUCAUCCGUGCCAAGUUACUCUGAGCUGGCAAGAGAGCGAUCUAAAACGGUCACUUCAUUUUAUAACCAGUCUAGCAUUGACGUGGCUGCGGAAAAGCCUUCAGUUCGACUUACUCCCACCACAAUGCUGUACUCGGGGAAGUCCUUGGAUGGGAAUCACAUCUUGAACAGUAGCAGGUACCUCCAUAAGGAGCUGCCCGUCCGCAUUGCUCAUCGAAUCAGAGGAUUCAGAAGUUUGCCGUUUAUAAUAGGUUGUAAUCCCACAAUCCUCCAGGUGCAUGAACUGUACAUUCGGGCAUUCCACAUGCUAAGUGAAUUUCCUUCGAUCACUGAUUUGGAAAUGGAGGAGAGAUAUUGUAAAAUGAUUCGCCAGCUGUUGGAAGACCACAGGGAUGUAGUGACCAUGCUUGCAGAGGGGUUUAGAGAAUGCCGUAAGCACAUUCAGGAUGAAGCACUGGUCAGGAAUUUUCUUGACCAUACACUGACUUCUCGUCUAGGGAUUCGAAUGCUAGCAACACACCAUUUGAAUCUUCACGAAAAUAAUCCUGACUUUGUUGGCAUUAUUUGUACACGUCUGUCACCAAAGAAGAUUGUCGAGAAGUGGAUAGAUUUUGCCAGGCGGCUGUGUGAGCAUCAGUAUGGAAAUGCCCCACGGGUUCGGAUCAAUGGCCAUGUUGCUGCUAAAUUUCCAUUCAUCCCAAUGCCAUUAGAUUAUAUUCUUCCAGAGCUACUGAAAAAUGCUAUGAGAGCUACCAUGGAAAGCCACUUGGAAACACUUUACAAUGUGCCGGAUAUAGUUGUGACUAUUUCUAAUAAUGAUAUUGAUUUCAUCAUCAGAAUUUCUGAUCGUGGAGGAGGAGUCCCACAUAACAUUUUGGAUAAAGUAAUGGAUUAUCACUUCACCACUGCAGAAGAAAGCAAUCAAGAUCCCAGGCUGAACUCUUUGCUGGGCAGUAUAAGUAAUAGUGGCCCUCAGUCUGGACCUAUGCAUGGAUUUGGCUUUGGAUUGCCAACCUCAAGAGCCUAUGCUCACUACUUGGGUGGACAGCUGACCAUUCAGUCUAUGCAGGGAAUUGGAACAGAUGUUUACCUCCGUUUAAAGCAUAUUGAUGGAAAAGAAGAAAGUUUCCGAAUCUGAGUGCCAAACCAUUUUAUUGCACAUGCCCAAGUCACUGGCAGUUUAGACCGUGAUGAAAGAUUUAAUGAAAUCGAAUGCUACACGAAUAAGGUGCUCAAUUCCUUGACGUGGAAUAGUAAUGUCUGAUAAUGAAAUCAUUAAGCUAAUAAAUGACUUGCAGGUGCCUUUGUUAUUCCAUUUCAAGCCCGAACUGUCUACUCGAUUGCGUAACUGUGGUAUAUACAAUGAUGUGCAUUUCAUUUCAAAACUUUUGUUGUCAUUUCCAUCUGUGUAUGGAAGAUCAACAGGAUCCAGGAAGUCUGUUUUUAUGACUUUUGAGUCCUUACAGAGAAGGCUGGUGUAGACUGUGAACUUUGUGUGUUUGCCGGUUCUUUCAGGAAUUUGAUCUAUUUGCUAGCUGUGACAGCAAACAAGUUUUGGGUUCUGAACUGCAAAAUGAUUGCAACGUCAACUUCCUCUUCCUUCUGAGAGACAACAGAAUUCAUGGAUAUGGCUCAUUUUUGUCUGACUUUUGUGAAAGUGGAGUUUAUGGAGUACCUCUUAGUUCUUAAGGGAGGAAGCAACACACUCAGAAGUGCUAGGUACAGCAAAGCCUUAACAGACGCUACAAGAUUUCUUUGCUUCCUUAACUCUUGAUGGCAAAGCAGAUGCCAUAUAAAAUGUGCUGUGCUUGGACUGUUGCACAUUUUGUUCUGUGGCAUGUGGUACAUUUUUUUUUAUAAAAGCCCAAAUACAUUAUGCUGCACAGUACAAAUAAUUUUGUUUUUGAGAUUAAAAAAAAUAUAUAUAUGUAUAGAUACAGUAAGGAGUGGGUGCCACAGGAAUUGCACUUCAUUUCUUAAAAAAAGGUAUUUUUCUGUAACUGUGCUACAGUAGUCACAUUUCUAUUGUUAAUGUGAUUAUAAGCAAACAUAAUUAGGUAAAUGUUAUUAAAAAUACCACUCAGAAAUUGGUAAAGGAAAAGGCUGUGAAAAAACGUUCAGUGUUGUGUUACAGAAAUUAAAUGCACAUAUCUGCCACAGCACUGUAACACUGUUGUGGUCAUUUAUUUUUGUGUGCAAUACAAAUGUAUUUUUUUCCAGGAAGGAUAUGAGUUGACAGUUCAGGAACUGUAGAAAUUGGGGGAUUAUUUAGUAGGAACUAAAUUAGAUACUGUUUUUUUUUUAUUUUUCUAAUGACAUAAUUGCAUCUUAAUGAAAUACUUCCUUAAUACAGUUGAUUUGAUUGUAAAACACUAAGAAUGUUAUCAAAAUACAUAAAUAUCAAACA
Molecule: messenger RNA, 2804 nt
Organism: Protopterus annectens (West African lungfish)
Lineage: Eukaryota; Metazoa; Chordata; Ceratodontiformes; Protopteridae
Product: 3-methyl-2-oxobutanoate dehydrogenase [lipoamide] kinase, mitochondrial-like
Exons: 11
Coding region: 252-1535 (427 amino acids)
Biological process (GO): regulation of glucose metabolic process; protein phosphorylation
Cellular component (GO): mitochondrion
Molecular function (GO): pyruvate dehydrogenase (acetyl-transferring) kinase activity
Source: RefSeq, a predicted model, not a curated record